Messenger RNA from Trypanosoma cruzi, 555 nucleotides. RefSeq lists its product as uncharacterized. Lineage: Eukaryota; Euglenozoa; Kinetoplastea; Trypanosomatida; Trypanosomatidae. Bases 1 to 555 code for a protein of 184 amino acids. The record is from RefSeq and is a predicted model, not a curated record. Gene Ontology annotation, biological process: vesicle-mediated transport. The transcript has a single exon.
AUGCGGUUCAUCGUGCAGCAGCAGGAUGUGUGGCGUGUACUUCGGAACGCCUCGAAGCACACGGCAAGUGAACGCAAGCGGGCGUAUUUUUUUUUGUUUGCGUACUGUCUUAGUGUUGCGGCACUUUUUGCGAGUUUCCUGCACUUUAUCGGUGCAUGGGUUGCAGCCGGUCUCAUUCAGCUUGUCAUGCUCAUCUUUGCCAUGCUGUAUGCUCUCAACAUUGCGGACUGCCGUGACAAGUGCCUGAACGUGCUAGAGUGCGAGCGGAUUGUCAACCCGGUGAUGGAGGUUUACGUUGGUCUCCGUGCGUUACAGCUGCUACACGCCAUUUUUUUCAUUCAAAGCAUUGUGCUAUCACUUUGCUACACAAUGGCGUUGUUGUUUCUCGUUUGGCGCAUUUCGCGAGGUGCCUUCUUUGUCGACGCUACGAGUCUUUGGCGUGAGGUCGGGCGAUUGGAGCAGGGAUCGUACUUCCACAUAUCCAUCGAUGUUUUGCUGUUUGUGGUGUACCUUGUGUGCAUGGUGUUUGCCAUUGUCGCACGCUACGCGAAAUAG